AAUCAGGUGUUUUAAAUCCUUUAACUCUCUCACUCCGAUUGAUUGACUCCCUCAUCAGUGCACUGACCUCUGAACUCGGGAGAUGAUUGAGAUGCACCCAGAGAUUUAGUCUGCAUUGAAUUUUGAAAAUUAUUCGCUUUCUGUUAAUUAUUCUCAUCUUAAACAGGACAAAGAAAGAAAAACUCCUGCUGAAGUAACGGAGAUCCACACGACACAGUUAUAAAGAUGGAGUUUAUUAAAGAGGAAAGUGAAGACAUAAAGAUUGAAGACACAUUCAGAGUCAAACAUGAAGAAGAUACUGGGGAUCAAACAAAGAUGGAGUUUAUUAAAGAGGAGAAUGAAGACAUUAAGAUUGAAGAAGUAUUCAGCCUGAAGCAUGAAGAUACUGAGGAACAAACAGACUUGAUGACACUGAAAGUGGAGAGUCAAGAACUCUGUGAAAAGGAAGAUAGUAUUCAGCAUGAGAAAUAUAAUUUCAUGACUGGAGAAAAAUCAUUUAUUUACACACAGACUGAAAAGAUGUUACAAAAUAGAAACACAGCUCAAAACACAGCAAAUAGAAGUUAUUUCUCCUGCCAACAGUGCGGGAACGGUUUCACCAGAAAACAAAAUCUCAUUGACCACAUGAGAAUUCAUACUGGAGAGAAACCUUUCACCUGCCAACAGUGCGGCAAAAGUUUCAAUAGAAAAGGAACCCUUAACAACCACAUGAGGAUUCAUACUGGAGAGAGACCAUUCACCUGCAAACUGUGUGGAAAGAGCUUCAUUCGAAAAACACACCAUAACAACCACAUGAGAAUUCAUACCGGAAAGAAACCUAACACGUGUUCUCAAUGUGGAAAAAGUUUUGCAUAUAAACGAAACCUCAUUGACCACAUGAGGAUUCACACUCGAGAGAAACCUUUCACAUGCAAACAGUGUGGACAGAGCUUCAUUAGUAAAUCAAACCUUAAAAAACACACAAGAAUUCAUACUGGAGAGAAGCCUUUCACCUGCAAAGUGUGUGGAAAGAGCUUAAUUCGAAAAUCAAACCUUAACAACCACAUGAAAAUUCACACUGGCGAGAAACCUUUCACUUGCAAACUGUGUGGAAAGAGCUUCAUUGUAAAAUCAAACCUUAACAACCACAUGAAAAUUCACACUGGCGAGAAACCUUUCACCUGCAAACUGUGUGGAAAGAGCUUCAUUGUAAAAUCAAACUUUAACAACCACAUGAAAAUUCACACUGGAGAGAAACCUUUUACCUGCAAACAAUGUGGAAAAAGUUUCAACAGAAAAGGAUCCCUUAACAACCACAUAAGAAUUCAUACUGGAGAGAAACCUAACACAUGUUCUCAAUGUGGAAAAAGUUUUGCGCGUAAACAAACCCUCAUUGAACACAAGAGGAUUCAUUCUGGAGAGAAACCUUUCACCUGCAAACUGUGUGGAAAGAGCUUCAUUCGAAAACCAGUGCUUAAAUACCACAUGAUAAGUCACAGUAAAGAGAAACCUUACACAUGUUCCUAAUGUGGAAAAAGUUUUACACAUAAACAAUGCCUCAAAGUCCACAUGAAAAUUCAUACUGGAGAGAAACCUUUCACCUGCCAACAAUGUGGAAAGAGCUUCACUAGAAGAGGAACCUUUAAAAAACACUGAAAAGAGAAGCUGUUUACAUGUGAACAGAGCAGGGAUGAAUGAUUACUUCAAAAGAAUAUUCAAACCAUUCUCACUCAGCCUCAAAUGCCAUUGCAACGCAACACCUAUGUUAAUCAUCUGUACAGCAGUUCUGGUUUUGUUUUUAGCAGCACUAGUGGAAACAACACAAGACCUUGUGGAGGACUACAUGGCUG
Molecule: messenger RNA, 1829 nt
Organism: Carassius carassius (crucian carp)
Lineage: Eukaryota; Metazoa; Chordata; Actinopteri; Cypriniformes; Cyprinidae
Product: gastrula zinc finger protein XlCGF57.1-like
Exons: 2
Coding region: 226-1506 (426 amino acids)
Biological process (GO): regulation of transcription by RNA polymerase II
Cellular component (GO): nucleus
Molecular function (GO): DNA-binding transcription activator activity, RNA polymerase II-specific; RNA polymerase II cis-regulatory region sequence-specific DNA binding
Source: RefSeq, a predicted model, not a curated record